GCGGGGUCUGGGCGGGGCCGGGGCGGGGCCAGGCCUGCACCGGGCCAGGCAAGAUGGCGGCCAUGGAGACCCAGUCAGCGCCGCUGACCCUAGAAUCGUUGCCCACCGAUCCCCUGCUCCUCAUCUUAUCCUUCUUGGAUUACCGGGACCUAAUCAAUUGUUGCUAUGUCAGUCGAAGACUUAGCCAGCUAUCAAGUCAUGAUCCACUGUGGAGAAGACAUUGCAAAAAAUACUGGCUGAUAUCUGAGGAAGAGAAAACACAGAAGAAUCAGUGUUGGAAAUCUCUCUUCAUAGAUACUUACUCUGAUGUAGGAAGAUACAUUGACCAUUAUGCUGCCAUUAAAAAGGCCUGGGAUGAUCUCAAGAAAUAUUUGGAGCCCAGAUGUCCUCGGAUGGUUUUAUCUCUGAAAGAGGGUGCUCGAGAGGAAGACCUAGAUGCUGUGGAAGCUCAGAUUGGUUGCAAGCUUCCUGAUGAUUAUCGAUGUUCGUAUCGUAUCCACAAUGGGCAGAAGUUAGUGGUUCCUGGGUUGUUGGGAAGUAUGGCGCUGUCUAAUCACUAUCGUUCGGAGGAUUUGUUAGACGUCGAUACAGCCGCUGGAGGCUUCCAGCAGAGACAGGGACUGAAAUACUGUCUCCCUUUAACUUUUUGCAUACAUACUGGUUUGAGUCAGUACAUAGCAGUGGAAGCUGCGGAGGGCCGAAACAAAAAUGAAGUUUUUUACCAAUGUCCAGACCAAAUGGCUCGGAAUCCAGCUGCUAUUGACAUGUUUAUCAUAGGUGCUACUUUUACUGACUGGUUUACUUCUUAUGUCAGCAAUGUUGUAUCGGGUGGUUUCCCAAUCAUCAGAGACCAAAUUUUCAGAUAUGUUCAUGAUCCAGAGUGUGUGGCAACAACUGGGGACAUUACCGUUUCAGUUUCUACAUCGUUUCUGCCAGAACUUAGCUCUGUCCACCCGCCCCACUACUUCUUCACAUACCGAAUCAGGAUUGAAAUGUCAAAGGAUGCACUUCCUGAGAAGGCUUGUCAGUUGGACAGUCGCUAUUGGAGAAUAACAAAUGCUAAAGGUGAUGUAGAAGAAGUUCAAGGACCUGGAGUAGUUGGUGAAUUUCCAAUCAUCAGCCCAGGUCGGGUAUAUGAAUACACAAGUUGUACCACAUUUUCUACAACCUCAGGAUAUAUGGAAGGAUAUUAUACCUUCCAUUUUCUUUACUUUAAAGACAAGAUCUUUAAUGUUGCUAUUCCCCGAUUCCAUAUGGCUUGUCCAACAUUCAGGGUGUCUAUAGCCCGAUUGAGUUUUAAUUUCCUCCCAACCACAAAUACGCAUAUAAAAUUUUGACCUGCCUUGUGGAAAAUGUUUCUCUCUCUCUCAAGGAUGAGAUAUCAAUACAAAGAAAUGAGAAUUCUGGACUUACUUCUAAUCAACAUGAAAGAGGCAGUGGGGAUUGUAUUUGUAUGGUGUUGUAUUUGUAUUGUACCUUUUCUGUUGAAAUAUUAGUUUUCUUGAUAUGGAAACUGAAUUGUUCUCCUUUUUUGUGCCCUAACCAUAUGAUAAUUAUUGUACUUAAUACUUCGUUUUGCUUUAUACUUUGAAUGUCACUACAAAAUAUACUUUUGGUUUCUCUUAAGCCUUUUCUUGCUCUAGGUGGUUUGUUGUUUGCUUUUGGACACUUUAGAGGUUCCUGCUGCUUACUUAUUUCCAUUCUUAUCUGUGUGUGCCUCUUUCCGUCUGCUGCUUCUGUAUGUACACUUUUAUCUGACAUCAGCAGUCUCCCUCUUUAGCUACACGGACUUCUUUAACAUUUUUUUCUGUUUUCUUCUUCAAUAAGAUGACUAAUGAUCAUACUACCUGAAUUUAAUGUUUUAGGAUUUCCUAAGCCUUCCCCCUUGCCCCUUUUGAACCUUCUGAAUUUUAAAGUCUUCAUUCCCUAGAUUUAAAAAAAUCAAAAAAUAAAAAUAAUGGAAUAUCAUGUCAUAUUUAUGUAUAUUUUCUCUGAUUGUUGUUAAUGCUGUUAUUAGUGUUAUAAUAAAUCCUAAGUGACAAUCCUUUGACAACUCCUAAAGAACAAUUUUUUUCUCCCACAUUAAUUAAUUUGCUUGCUCAACAAAUAUUUAUUGAGUCCCUAUGAGGUGCUGGGGAAACGCAGUGAACAAUACAGCCAGGAUCUGCCUUCGGGGAUGUACUGUACAGCACGCUGACUAUAGUGAAUACUGCAUUGCAAAUUUGAAAGUUGCUAAGAGAAUAAAUCUUAAAAGCUCUCAUUACGAAAAAACAUUCUGUAACUGUAUGGUGACGGAUGUUAACUGGACUUACUGUCGUGAUCAUUUUGUAAUAUAUACAAAUAUCAAAUGAAUAUCAAAUCAUGUUGUACACUUGGAACGAAUGAAUGUAAUGUUGUAUGUCAAUUAUACCUCAAUAAAAAAAAAGAAGAAAGUUGAGGAAAUUAAAAAACAAAAAGCAAAAAAACCUCUGCCUUGGAAUUUACAUUCUAGUUGGAAGAGACAAGAGUAGCAAAUAAACACUACCUAGUUAUACCAAGUAGUAAUAGGUGCUCUGGAGAAAAAUCAGAGUAAAGGAUAUAUAAGGAGUGUCCUGUUCAGUUGUUCUGAUAUAAAGAUGUGUUGGGAAAGGCCUCGGCAACAUUUGAGUUAAGACUUGAAAGAAGUAGAGGGAGCCAGGUGGAUAUAUGUGGCAGAAGGAUGUUCCAAGCAAAAGAAUAGUAAGUGCAAAGGCCCUGAAACCCUGAUGUUACAUAAACAUACUAAUGCUUGGCAUGUGUGAAGAACAGCCAGUGUAGCUGGAGGGCCGUGGCCGGGGGACAGUGGUCAGAGGUGAAAUCGGAGGCAUAGUGAGUGCUGGAUAUGUGAGGCCAGAAAGGCCUUUUACUGACACAUCCCAGGUUUCCCAGUAGUUCCCACAUCACCAGCUAGGUGCUCCUUGCUAUUCAGAACUCUCUCCAAUAUAGCGACUCCUCUCACUGAGUCUUCAAACGUAUGAGAGAAAAAUUGACAGCAGAGGAAGUCAAGCCUUUAUCAGAGACACUGCUUAAGCAGAAUUGAAGUUUCCAUGAGAUGUUCAACCUCACUGUUGCCCCUAUUCUGAGAGCCUUCAGCAAGUUAAUUUCCAAGUAGACGCUGCCCCUGGUGAUUGAGUUGAAAUGAUAGAUCUUUAUAGUAGGAGUUCAAUAGAAGUCUAUUAGACCUGACAGUACAUGUAAGUUACCAGUAGAGGUCGUACCUUAUUAAUAUUUUGGAGUCCUCUUUUCUGUCAGCAUAUAGAUUAAUAAAGAAUUAAUACACUUAAUUAAAAGUACUUAAUACACUAAAAUAAAUCCAGUAAAAUUUUCUCUUGGAUUGUUAGAAGUGGUCUGUUGGCUGCCUUGUACAAAUUAUCAACUACCAUGUAAAGUGUAAGUACUGUAUUAGUGAAACAGACUUACCAUUAAAACCACAUUGAGCCUUUUAAAACAUGUGAUAUAUGUAUAUACAUUCUAGAAUCUUGCAUCAGCACGUGCAUUUAUGAAAAUACACAGUUCAACUCCAUAAAAAUUCCUAUUUGGCAUGUCCAGUUGUUUAGAUUCUAGAUAAAUGAGAAUUUGUGUAAAAUAAGUAUAAAAAACUGAUGGAAGUUCUUAUCAAAAGAUUGUUUUCUCUUUCAAGGAGAUGGGUCCUGAUGAAUAUGAAGAGAUGGAAGAGGAAGAAGAGGAGGAGGAGGAAGACGACGACGACGAUGACUCGGCGGAUAUGGAUGAGUCUGA
Molecule: messenger RNA, 3756 nt
Organism: Mirounga angustirostris (Northern elephant seal)
Lineage: Eukaryota; Metazoa; Chordata; Mammalia; Carnivora; Phocidae
Gene: FBXO3
Product: F-box protein 3
Exons: 11
Coding region: 54-1337 (427 amino acids)
Cellular component (GO): cytoplasm
Molecular function (GO): protein binding
Source: RefSeq, a predicted model, not a curated record